AUCCAUAAAUGUCAAUGUCAAUUUGAUGUAAUCAAAAUUCGUAUUUUGACAUGUUGACAUCAUUGUGUGCGAGUGCGACUGAUCUUGCUGAAUGUGACCGUGUUUUGGGGGUAACAUGUCAAACUUCAUUACAAUUUUACAUCGUUCUGUUUACUUUAAUUAGAAAGUGUGUUAUACAAACAAAUAAAUGAAUAGUGAUUCUUCAGAAGGGACAUCUGGGGGGGUUAUUAUCAAGCCGUCAGCUCGAAGGAGUAUUCAUAGCUAUAAAGACGAUAGGUUAAGAUCAAAUGAAACAAUGGGUAGGUAUGGGCUGAACAAAUCUAACACCCAAAAUGGGCCAGAAGGUGCUGAUAGAGGAGUGGACGAAACGGACAAUGUAAUGAGCAAAAUGGCUCGUCAAACAAGUCCACUAUCAAUAAGAAAGAAAAAGAUAAACAGAUCAAAUUCAUAUUCACAGGAUGAGGAUAAUUCGGAUGACAAUACUACCAAUGUGCUUUCAAAAUCUUUACCUGCAACACUUCCGUCACGUUUCCGUUACAGUGAUGAUUCUGAUGUUGAAGAUAGCUUUUCCAACUAUUUAUCAAAGUCAAGAGCUGAAGAUGAAAGUUACCAGUCAGCAAAGAAUAGAAGUAACAUCAGUUUAGAACGUGAUCCAUCGUUACCUCAUCAACAGAAGUUGAACGCCUUUUCAAAAGUCAAUCCUAGGACAACACAACCCCAGCCAGCAAACACAUCACGAGGCAUUAUUCUUCCAAUAUUCUUAGUCAUUAUAGCUGUAUUUUCAUAUUUUAUAUUAAAUAAUCAAACAACGAUCCAGACUCAAGAUAAAUCAACGCAAACUAAUUAUGAUGAAAUUAAAUUUGAAAAUAGUUUAAGAGACCUCCAGGAGAAAUACAAUAUUGAUGAUGAUUCUAUUCUGAAACUGAAGAGUGGUAUAUCAACAAUAAUCUCACGGAUGGACACAGGAGCUUUUAUAUUCUUCUAUAACGGCAAUAAGAUCAAUUUCGAUGCUAUUAAGUUCGGCAAGUUCACAGACGAAGUCGCUUACACAGCUGCUAAAUAUUUGCGUAGCGAAAUGUCUUCCAUACAACAUACAGUAGUGGAAAGUGCAAACCUGGACAUGCAGGAACAUGGACAGCUGAUCUCAAGGUACAAGGAUGACGUCAACAGAUCCGGGGUGAUGCUCGUCAAAGAAGUAGACGCAGUACCUUCAGACCUGGCCAUGGCCUUCCACUAUUACUGCGAUGAAUAUGAUCCUCUUGUCAAGAAGAGUGCUAUAUUUUUCACUCUGAAUAAGGCUAAUUGUUCAAAUAUAUCAGUGUCAAAAUCAACGCAUGAAUUCGUCGAAAAGUGUCUUACAAAGAAAUGGAAGACUGUUUCCCCAGAAAACAUAAGGCCACUAGUAACCAGAGUGGUCAAUGUCAUUAUUGAUGUGACCAGUGCAUUUUAAUCCAGUAUUUUAUUGAAGUGAUCUAUUAGUUUGUUAAUAUAUUAUUACGUUUUUUUAUUUAUUAAUAAGAUUUAAUUAUUAAAAUUUAUAAUUAAAUUACUUAAAAUAU
Messenger RNA from Spodoptera frugiperda (fall armyworm), 1559 nucleotides. RefSeq lists its product as uncharacterized. Gene Ontology annotation, biological process: membrane organization. The record is from RefSeq and is a predicted model, not a curated record. The transcript has 7 exons. Bases 188 to 1450 code for a protein of 420 amino acids. Lineage: Eukaryota; Metazoa; Arthropoda; Insecta; Lepidoptera; Noctuidae. Gene Ontology annotation, cellular component: membrane. Gene Ontology annotation, molecular function: ATPase activator activity.